This is a messenger RNA of Plasmodium inui San Antonio 1, 942 nucleotides long. RefSeq lists its product as hypothetical. The record is from RefSeq and is a predicted model, not a curated record. Lineage: Eukaryota; Apicomplexa; Aconoidasida; Haemosporida; Plasmodiidae. The transcript is spliced from 2 exons. The coding region runs from base 1 to 942 and encodes 313 amino acids.
AUGACUAAUGAGGACGAACACGAAGGGGCAGAAGAGUCGCUUGUCGAAAUUACAGACGACAUGUACGAUAAUCUACAACGGAGUGGUAACACAACAGAAGAAGAAUCAACAGAGCUUCUUUUCCAAAUUAUAGACGACAUGUACGAUAAGCUACAACAAAAUGGUAAUACUGCAGAAGGAGAAUCAACAGACCCUCUUUCCGAAAUUACAAACAACCUGUACGAUAAGCUACAACAAAAUGGUAAUACUGCAGAAGGAGAAUCAACAGACCCUCUUUCCGAAAUUACAAACAACCUGUACGGUAAUACUGCAGAAGGAGAAUCAACAGACCCUCUUUCCGAAAUUACAAACAACCUGUACGAUAACCCCCAACAAAAUGGUAAUACUGCAGAAGGCGAAUCAACAGACCCUCUUUCCGAAAUCACAAACGACAUGUAUCAGAACUCAGAAGGAAAUGGAAACGGAACAGAGGAACUUUUCCAAAGUGCGUACGACCCAGCUGAGUUAAGUGAAAAAUGCCACAUCGUUUUUCACAGCUUUAUAGAGGAAGAUAUAAAUGAAAUAAUCAAUUCGGUGAAUGAUAAUUUAUUCAAGAGAGAGAUGCUUGAGAGAUGGAUACAGCUACACGAAGAUACAGAAAGGGCGGUGCACACUUUGAAGGAGCAUUUAUCAUAUUAUUUGGGAAAAUUAAAAAGUUUGUAUAGCGUGGAUGAAAACAUUGCAGAGGACCAAAUGCGGAAAGGCAAGCAUACUAUUGACGCAACCAUGAAGAUCACACAAGAGUAUCACAAUAGGCUCUUUUUCUACUACAUCAUAAAGGAUAAUUUGCCCGAGUCUGAGCAUGAGCGUUUUAUACAUGUAGGCAGAGAAUCCUUUACCCUAUUUAUAAAUGAGCUAGUUACUAUGGAGGAGCGUGAGUUAAAUAAAUGCGUACUGGAGUAA